ACCAGUCAAACCUCGCCCUGCUACCAUAUUUAGCCAAGCAAUUCCGACUUCUCCUUCACUUCCACUCCAUCUUCAAUCAAAUAUGGCUUCUGCGACAAGUAAUCCUCUCUCUCUGUCAAGUGUGUGGCUCCUGUUCAAAUUAACUGCGAAUGCACUUUGGUCACAAGUAGUUAAAUAGAAUACCUCAAGUUUCUCCCUUCCUACUUCGAUUUGCAAGAGAAAUGCAUUGUUUAGCAAUGAGGAGCAAUUUUGUUGAAACAGGCCAAGAGACGACGUCCAAGCUUGGAUUCCAGCGCAGUGAUCUGCUCGUUUGUCCAAAGCCUCGCCAUCUCGCGUCCGCCAUUCCUGAAUUUCUCAAGCCUCUCAGCCAACUCAAUACCGAUACCGACGAAAAAAGGGAGGUUCUCAACCUGACUGCUGAAAAGGCUGUCGAUGGACGAGACUCUCCAUUCACGAUUUACGCGGGAUCUCCCCCAGGCAGAACAGGGAAUCCUCUGAUCCAUGAUGUGCGGUUCAUUCGUCAGAUGGAGGUUUUUUCGCCGUUUACGCGGACGAAGCUCUCGGACAAAUUCGGCGUCACAUCUGCCUCUCCGUUCUGAGAUCCAGAAGAUGAGAGUAUCCUCAUGAUGGAGUUUUACUGCAACGAAAGAACUGCCAUAUUUGAGGUUGUUUUUGUAGAAAGUGUACUGCUGCUUUGUGUAAGCUUCUUAAUUUGUAUAUAACUGAGAUAAAUGCAGUCGAUCUGUGUUAAAAAUUA
This is a messenger RNA of Diospyros lotus (date-plum), 757 nucleotides long. RefSeq lists its product as uncharacterized. The transcript is spliced from 3 exons. The record is from RefSeq and is a predicted model, not a curated record. The coding region runs from base 222 to 599 and encodes 125 amino acids. Lineage: Eukaryota; Viridiplantae; Streptophyta; Magnoliopsida; Ericales; Ebenaceae.